AUGAAGGUCUCCACCAUUCUUGUUUUCCCUGCCCUUGCUCUUGGAGCUGCUACGCCCAAGCUCUCCGUUUCUUCCAUCGACCCUGCCUGUCUUGAGAGUAUCACCAGCGUCGCGGACUGCAUCAAGAACCUCGAGCCCACCGGCGCCGCUGGUCUUACGGAUGUCGCAACUUGUCUCGCCGAGAUUGUUGCGGGGAUCCAAAAGUGUAUCCCUGGUGUCCCUGGCGGCUUGCCCUCUGGUCUGCCAACUGGCAUCCCUACUGGCCUGCCUGUUCCCCUGCCCACUCCUCUCCCGGGUGGUCUUCCUUCAAAUGGUACCCCCGUAAUCCCUGGCCUUCCUUGA
Fusarium subglutinans is the source of this 342-nucleotide messenger RNA. RefSeq lists its product as uncharacterized. NCBI's taxonomy places the organism in Eukaryota, Fungi, Ascomycota, Sordariomycetes, Hypocreales, Nectriaceae. The coding region runs from base 1 to 342 and encodes 113 amino acids. The transcript has 2 exons. The record is from RefSeq and is a predicted model, not a curated record.